This is a messenger RNA of Hipposideros armiger (great roundleaf bat), 7191 nucleotides long. Its product is annotated as zinc finger MYM-type protein 4. Gene Ontology annotation, molecular function: zinc ion binding. The transcript has 28 exons. Bases 353 to 4774 code for a protein of 1473 amino acids. NCBI's taxonomy places the organism in Eukaryota, Metazoa, Chordata, Mammalia, Chiroptera, Hipposideridae. The record is from RefSeq and is a predicted model, not a curated record.
GGGCGCGCGCAAGGGGCUGGUUUAGUGAUCCCUUUAAGAAACCGCAGGCGGAGGAAUUUCUCUGAGAGAAAAUAAUCCUACUCACGGGGCCCCUUGGAGGCCAUUAACCCCCCGAGUCCCAGCCCCCCUUUCCCGGGCAGGCGCAACCGCCCACGCGCGCACCCGUGGGAUCUCAAGAUCUCCGACCCGGCGCGCGGCAUCCGCCCCCUCCCCACUUUCAGCGCCAGGCCCGGCUGGGUCCCGGGAAGCUGCCGCGAGGCGGUCGUUCCUGCAGUGUGGGCGGGGGCCGGGGGCCCGAGAGGUUCCGCCGCCACCGCGCCGGGAGCCGCAGCGGUUCCAAGCGGGGCCCAACAUGGCGGAGAGAGAGGUGGAGUCCGGCCCCCGAAAGAGGGUAGGUGAGUUUGAGCAGAAAACUGGUGCAGUGUUUGAUGAAAUUGUAGAGAACUGUGGUGGUAUCAUGGAUACAGAAAUGUCUGAAGAUAUAGACCACAACUUAACUCCUACCCUUGACAGCAUGUCUUAUGGAGUGCCGAAUCAAACAGGAUCUGAAAAUUCAUUGCUGGACGAAGAUGAUUAUUUUUUGAACUCUGGGGAUCUUGCAGGAAUUCCAGUCGUUGGUAGUGACAAUGAGGAUGAACAGGAUUUUAGUUCAAAGGACAAUCUUGUUUCUUCAAUUCAUACUGAUGAUAGCUUGGAAGUAGAGAGAAGAGUCACACAGCAUGAAUCAGACAAUGAAAAUGAAAUACAGAUUCAAAAUAAAUUAAAAAAAGACUUUCCUAAACAGUUUGAUCAGGUUUCUGUCUUUAAAUCAAUACGGAAAGAUUUUAGUCUAGUAAGAGAAAACAGCAAAGAGACAUUUUCUGGAAAGGAGAAAAAUAGAGACCUAACUUAUGAACGUGAAAAACGGUUGGAUAAACCCCAUAAAGAGUUGGAUUCAAGGUUGAAAAGCAGUUUUUUUGAUAAAGCAGCUAAUCAAGUUGAAGAAACAUUACAUACCCAUUUACCACAAACCCCAGAAACAAACUUUAGGGAUUCCAGCUAUCCAUUUGCCAAUAAAGAAUCCAUUGGUUCGGAACUGGGGAAUUCCUUUGCAUCAAAUAUUAAAAUUAAAGAAGAACCUUUGGAUGAUGAGUAUGACAAAGCAAUGGCACCACAGCAGGGACUACUAGACAAAAUUAAAGAUGAACCUGACAAUGCUCAAGAGUACAGCCAUGGCCAACAGCAAAAAACUCAAGAGGGGGAACUGAAAAUUAGUGCUGUGUUUUCAGUCAGUGGCAGUCCUCUUGCUCCACAGUUGACUACUGGUUUUCAGCCUUCUCUGGCGUCAUCUGGCAUGAAUAAAAUGCUUCCUUCAGUUCCAGCCACAGCUGUUCGCGUUUCCUGUUCUGGCUGCAAAAAAAUCCUCCAGAAGGGGCAAACUGCUUAUCAGAGGAAAGGGUCUACACAGCUUUUCUGCUCCACACUGUGCCUCACUGGUUACACAGUUCCACCUGCUCGCCCACCGCCUCCUCCCACCAAGAAAACUUGUUCAAGUUGCUCUAAGGACAUUUUAAAUCCAAAGGAUGUGAUAAGUGCCCAGUUUGAAAAUACCACCAUUAGUAAAGAUUUUUGCAGUCAAUCAUGUUUGUCAACGUAUGAACUGAAAAGAAAACCUGUUGUUACCAUAAAUGCGAAUAGCAUUUCAACCAAAUGCAGCAUGUGUCAGAAGAAUGCUGUUAUUCGACAUGAAGUUAAUUACCAAAAUGUGGUACAUAAACUUUGCAGUGAUGCUUGCUUCUCUAAAUUUCGCUCUGCUAACAACCUCACCAUGAACUGUUGUGAGAACUGUGGGGGUUACUGUUACAGUGGCUCUGGACAAUGCCACAUGCUUCAGAUAGAGGGACAGUCUAAGAAGUUUUGUAGUUCAACAUGUGUCACAGCAUAUAAGCAGAAAUCAGCCAAAAUUACACCAUGUGCGCUUUGCAAAUCAUUGAGAUCCUCAGCAGAAAUGAUUGAAAAUACCAAUAGCUUGGGAAAGACAGAGCUUUUCUGUUCUGUUAAUUGCUUAUCUGCUUACAGAGUUAAAAUGGUUACUUCUGCAGGUGUACAAGUUCAGUGUAACAGUUGUAAAACCUCAGCAAUCCCUCAGUAUCACCUAGCCAUGUCAGAUGGAAGUAUACGCAACUUCUGCAGCUACAGUUGUGUGGUAGCUUUCCAGAAUUUAUUUAACAAACCAACAGGAAUGAAUUCUUCAGUAGUGCCCUUGUCUCAGGGCCAAGUAAUUGUAAGCAUCCCCAGAGGUUCAACAGUGUCAGCAGGAGGAGGUAACACCUCUGCUGUUUCUCCCACCUCCAUCAAUAGCUCUGCUGCAGCUGGUCUCCAGCGUCUUGCUGCCCAAUCUCAGCAUGUUGGGUUUGCACGAAGUGUUGUAAAACUUAAGUGUCAGCACUGUAACCGUCUGUUUGGCACAAAACCAGAACUUCUUGACUAUAAGGGUAAAAUGUUUCAGUUUUGUGGCAAGAAUUGUUCUGAUGAGUAUAAGAAAAUAAAUAAUGUAAUGGCAAUGUGUGAAUAUUGUAAAAUUGAGAAAAUUGUAAAGGAGACUGUGAGAUUCUCAGGUGCUGACAAGUCAUUCUGUAGUGAAGGUUGCAAAUUGCUUUAUAAACAUGACUUGGCAAAACUCUGGGGAAAUCACUGUAAAAUGUGCAGUUAUUGUUUACAGACAUCUCCCAAAUUGGUACAGAAUAAUUUGGGGGGGAAGGUGGAGGAGUUUUGUUGUGAAGAAUGCAUGUCCAAAUAUACAGUUCUGUUCUAUCAGAUGGCCAAAUGUGAUGGUUGUAAGCGACAGGGUAAACUCAGUGAGUCUUUGAAAUGGCGAGGAGAAAUGAAACAUUUCUGUAACCUGCUUUGUAUCUUGAUGUUCUGUAAUCAGCAAAGUAUGUGUGACCCACCGUCACAAAACAAUGCAGCAAGUAUUUCCAUGGUGUCAGCUGCUUCAACAGGGCCCCCAUCACUAAGAAAAGAUUCAACUCCAGUUAUAGCUAAUGUAGUCUCAUUAGCAAGUGCUCCUGCUGCUCAGCCCACAGUGAAUUCUAACAGCGUUUUGCAAGGUGCAGUUCCAACAGUAACAGCGAAAAUCAUUGGGGAUGCAAGUACACAAACAGAUGCCCUGAAACUGCCACCUUCCCAGCCUCCACGACUUUUGAAGAAUAAAGCUUUAUUGUGCAAACCCAUCACACAGACUAAAGCCACCUCAUGCAAACCACAUACCCAAAACAAAGAAUGCCAGACAGAAGAUAUUCCAAGCUCUCCUCAGAUCAUUGUGGUGCCAGUUCCUGUACCAGUGUUUGUGCCCAUACCUCUUCAUCUUUAUACUCAGUAUGCUCCUGUCCCAUUUGGAAUCCCAGUUCCCAUGCCUGUCCCUAUGCUUAUUCCAUCCUCAAUGGAUAGUGAAGGUAAAGUCACUGAGAGUAUGGAAGACAUUAAGGAGAAGCUCCCCUCACAUCCAUUUGAAGCUGAUCUCCUUGAGAUGGCAGAAAUGAUUGCAGAAGAUGAAGAGAAGGAGAAGACUCUAUCCCAGGGAGGAUCUCAAACUUCUGAACAAGAGCUCUUUCUAGACACCAAGAUAUUUGAAAAAGACCAAGGAAGUACAUACAGUGGUGAUCUUGAAUCAGAGGCAGUAUCUACUCCACAUAGCUGGGAGGAAGAGUUGAAUCAUUAUGCCUUAAAGUCAAAUGCUGUGCAAGAGGCUGAUUCAGAAUUGAAGCAGUUCUCAAAAGGGGAAACGGAACAGGAUCUGGAAGCAGAUUUUCCAUCAGAAUCCUUUGACCCACUGAAUAAAGGACAAGGAAUCCAGGCACGUUCCCGAACAAGACGACGACACAGAGAUGGCUUCCCCCAGCCCCGACGAAGAUUAAUUCCCUAUGUUUUCUACCUUUCCACAGCCCGCUCUGUCAAGCUGAAGGAGGAUAUUCUGUCUUGCACUUUUGCUGAGUUGAGUUUGGGCUUAUGCCAGUUUAUCCAAGAGGUGCGGAGACCAAAUGGUGAAAAAUAUGAUCCAGACAGUAUCUUAUACUUGUGCCUUGGAAUUCAGCAGUACCUGUUUGAAAAUGGUAGAAUAGAUAACAUUUUUACAGAGCCCUAUUCCAGAUUUAUGAUUGAACUUACCAAACUCUUGAAAAUAUGGGAACCUACAAUACUUCCUAAUGGUUACAUGUUCUCUCGCAUUGAAGAAGAACAUUUGUGGGAGUGCAAACAGCUGGGCGCUUACUCACCAAUCGUCCUCUUGAACACCCUCCUUUUCUUCAAUACCAAAUACUUUCAACUAAAGAAUGUUACUGAGCACUUGAAGCUUUCCUUUGCCCACGUGAUGAGACGGACCAGGAUUUUGAAGUACAGUACCAAGAUGACAUAUCUGAGGUUCUUCCCACCUUUACAAAAGCCAGAGUCAGAACCAGAUAAACUAACUGUUGGCAAACGAAAGCGAAAUGAAGAUGGUGAGGUUCCAGUGGGUGUGGAGAUGGCAGAAAAUACUGACAACCCACUCAGAUGCCCAGUCCGACUUUAUGAGUUUUACCUGUCAAAAUGUUCUGAAAGUGUGAAGCAGAGGAAUGAUGUGUUUUACCUUCAACCCGAGCGCUCCUGUGUUCCGAAUAGCCCCAUGUGGUACUCCACAUUCCCGAUAGACCCUGGGACCCUGGACACCAUGUUAACACGUAUUCUCAUGGUGAGGGAGGUACACGAAGAACUUGCCAAAGCCAAAUCUGAAGACUCUGAUGUUGAAUUAUCAGAUUAAAGCAGAAGUGGGGUUCCUAUUUUCAUACACAUUGGUAUGCACCAAACUGUGAAUGCAUCCAGCUUUGGAAAACGAUGUAUAAGUCCAAGUCCUCUUGACUUGAUAGUAAGAUAAUGGAAACCAGACGACUCGUGAACCACAGUGUGGAUGUUCAAAUGAAAAUUGAAGGAAAAUAUGAACUGAGAAAUGUUGUUCUUUGGCAGUGAUAUAGCUCUUAGACAUCUUCAGAAUGACUAACCAAUUUCUCUGAGUGGUGCAUAAUCUUAUUUUGUUUGGGAAUAACAAAUUGUGGAAUAUUUUUAAGGAAAACUGUUGUAUAAAACUCUACCAUAGUAACCUUAGACAUUAGAGAGGUAGCUUUGGAGUGAAACCUUGGCUGCAAUAGGCUACUUGGGCAAGCCCUAUCUAAAAGUCAGGGGAGAAAUCAGUACAGAGCUCAGAGUCACGUCAGAUGAGGACUUGGGACCCAGACUUAAAGACCCAGUAAAAAUACUCAACUUUUUUUUACAAGGUAGAGAGUAAAGUGGUCUUGAUUUUGAUUUUCACUGCCAAGCCAAUUCUGUGAAGGAUGGAAGCCUGGUGCUGUUGCCAUGGGCCCCUCACAUCAGGGAAAGGCCUUCACUGUUGUUCACACAGUAAUGUGCCCCUUUUACUUUCUGGGUCUAGCCUUCUCAGCCGUGGGUCUGGAUGUGGGCAAAGUAAGGGAAAGGAGCUGAAACUCUGCAAACUGGUUAUGCACACAGAAAAUCUGUGGAGCCCUUUGGACCCCAAGUGUCUUGAAAUGUUUCUAGAAAACCCACUAAAACGCCCACUUCUCUGGGUCAGCCUUUGUUGCUGCUGUCUCAUAGCACGAGCUGUGGUACACAGAAAUGGGGGUUCUCUUGUUUUCAUUUUAUCCCCAAAUGGCAGCUUUUCUCCCCUUGUUUUAUCUUCCUCAGUAAUUCCUCUUAUUUUGUCUUUUGCACCAGUUUCUGGAGGCCCUUGUCAUUUCAAAGAGAAUAGGCUCUCUCCUUAUUCUGGCAAACCUGUGGGUGUUUCCACAAAGACACAGUAUUACUUUAGCUAUCAGAAUUACGGUAGAAAAGAUCUUAGUAUGUUCCUGUAUUAAGCAUUUGGAAGAUGACCUUGUCCUAAGAAACUUGAAAAUAGGGAUUCUGGGGUUAGGAUACAAAGACAUUGACUGUCUUGCAUAUCCACAAGCAGGUUUUCUUAUAGCAUUAUUCCAAACUCUAGCUGUUUUAGUGGUUCUAUAAGGAAUGCAAGUCAUAGGUGUGUUUGACAUAUCGAUCCACCUCCCUCAUCUCCAUUCUCAGUUUCUUCCCCACAAAAUUUUGAAUCAAAGCUUUUAUGACGUUGGCUAAUCACAGAACUUCUUUAGCAGAGGUUAAUUUGACUCUGUAAUAAAAUUAGAGAAGUCCAAAAAGCCUCUUAGAAAUUUUAAUCUUGAAAGACUUUCCAGUAUGUCCCAUUUUUUUAUGGGAGUGGCAGGUGUUUUUUUUUUAUGGUUUUUUUUUUUAAUGAAAGUCAUUUAACUACAAUAAAAAUUUAAAAAUAGGCCUUUUGACAUUGUGUACUUGAUGGUUCUGUCCCUCUGCCUGUAACAAAUUUUGUUUUUGUUACUGACAACUGUGUGAAAGAAGUAAAUCUGCCCCAAUUCUGUAUGAUUAAUCCCAUCUGUGUUUGUCAUUUCUGAUCAGAAAACUUACUUCCAGACCUUGUUUGAUAUGGAGGAAAAACAAUUGGAUUGUCUCAUAAGUCUGCCAAUAAACUGUCCAGAAACUUCAGGGGUAGUAGUCCCUACUAUAUGAACUUGACGGUUUGUGUAAACACUAACAUUUCCCCUUCCGUAGUUGUAUGAAAAACAGAUAUUCUUGGCACACUAGAUAAAUUGUAUACAACAUCAGAGAGAAAAAGAAUCUGUAUGUUUUAACUGAGAACAGCCAAUACCCAGGUAAAUGACUGUAUUGGGAUUUAAAUUGCAUGUUAGUACACAGAGUUAUCCAGACCCUAAAUUAAUUCGUAAAAAAAUUUAAUUAUUCAUCAUUUCUCAUAAGCAUAGCUGUUGAUACAUGUGUCCAAUUAUUUGCUUUAAAAAAUUUUAUUAAAAUUAUGUAACAUUACAUUUUUUUCCCAGGGGAGAAAGAAAACAUCAAACAAACAAGAGAAAAAACAUCUAAAUUAUCUAUUCUGUUCUUUUUUGUUUUUUAACCACUUUUGGGUUUUCCCCUUGCAGAAACCACAGAAAUAUUCCCUUAGAAUAAAACAGUAUAUUUGUAUUUGAUGGGUGAGUUAUUCUUUUUCUUUGUCUUGAAAGAAUUUUAAAUAUUUUUUUCUGUUUGACCCUCUUGGUAUAACCCAACAGAUGGUAUAUAACAGAGAGUGAGCAGUUUUCAGAAAAUAAAUUGUUUGGUUAUUUA